GAGCCCCGCGGUCGCCGAGUUCCCGUUUCUGGUCCCUCGGGCGGUGCGGGAACGGCAGCCCUGCACGGGCGGAGGCUCCGGCCGCAGCCGCUCGAGGGCUCCUCGCCCUGACGGUGAACGGCUGAGGGCCGCGCGCCUGCCGGCCCGUUUCUCACCUCCUGCAUCCUCGGGAUGCGAUUCCGCCCAGUUGGAGCCUUGACGUCGCUGCCAAAUAACGGGACGGCCUCAGUUGGACUCAUUCCAUCCUUGUCGAACAGAAAUGCCUGGGCGUGGAUAUUUGGAUAUUAGGGACACCACAGCUGUUCUGGAAUGGAGAUUUCGUCCCACCAGUUUCACCUCCUGCAGCAGCUCAAUGAGCAGCGCAGACAGGACUUGUUCUGCGACUGCAGCAUCCUGGUGGAGGGGAAGGUGUUCAAAGCACACCGAAAUGUGCUGUUUGCCAGCAGCGGGUACUUCAAGAUGCUCCUUUCGCAGAGCUCCAAGGAAAUGACUCAGCCCACCACAGCCACUUUCCAGGCAUUUUCUCCUGACACUUUUACCGUUAUUCUGGAUUUUGUGUAUUCGGGCAAACUGUCUCUCACCGGUCAGAACGUCAUCGAAGUGAUGUCGGCCGCCAGCUACCUGCAGAUGACCGAUGUCAUCAGUGUGUGCAAAACGUUCAUUAAGUCGUCGCUGGACAUCAGUGAGAAGGAGAAGGAUCGCUACUUCAGCCUUUCAGACAAGGAGGCGAAUUCCAACGGCGGGGAGCAGCCGUGUCCCUAUGGCGCGGGCUGGAGGGCAGAAAGCCCCCCGCAUUCGCACUCGAAUCCAGACCAAGGGACGUGUGUGAGGGGAAACGCCUGGAGCAAUUUCAGCUACUAUCCAGCUCAAAGGAACGCGCAGCAGCAGCCGUCCAAACACGAGCAAAGGCAGGAUUCCACAAAGAAAUCCCGGCACCUGGGACUGCAGCAGCCUGCUGACAUUCCUCACUAUAAAGCAAGCAAACUCGAGGACCGGGCUGCUGAGCCUGCGGGCCACAUUUCUCAAUCUGAGGACCAGGUCCAGAUGGAGCCAGAAGUGGAAUCUCCUCACGUGGGUUAUCCGUAUGGCCAGGGCUCUGAUGUGCUCCCCAGGAGUUUGGCUGUGCCGCAGCAGGAGCGCGACUCGCCCCGACCUUCCAGCAAAUCCAGGUCUCCCAAAGCAGACGAGCAGUACCCCAGCAUGCCCUCCAUUGUAGGUGUGAUGGGCGGCUGGGCUGAAGAUGAUCUGCCCAGGAUGAGGUUCAAGUGCCCGUUCUGCACUCACAUGGUGAAAAGAAAGGCCGACCUGAAGCGUCACCUGCGGUGCCACACAGGAGAGCGGCCGUACCCGUGUGAGGCGUGCGGGAAGAGGUUCAGCAGGCUGGAUCACCUCAGCAGCCACUUCCGCACCAUUCAUCAGGCUUGCAAGCUCAUCUGCAGGAAGUGUAAACGCCACGUGACUGAGCUGACGGGGCAGGUGGUGCAGGAGGGCACGAGGCGCUACAGGCUCUGCAAUGAGUGCCUGGCUGAGGCCGGCAUCGACAGCAUUCGCAUUGACUUGGAGGCUGAAGCACCCCUUGAAUUUCCUCCAGAUGGGGACAAGGAUUCCAGGUGGCACUAUGGGGAAGACAACAAAUCUGAUGUGGAGAUCGUGGAGGAUGGCUCAUCCGAUCUGGUCAUCCAGCAAGUUGAUGACAGUGAGGAUGAAGCAGAGGAGAAGGAAGUAAAACCAAAUAUUAGGUAGUUGUGAGACAGACAUCGGCGCAUGGAGCUCCUCUUGCGUGGGAAUCCUGUCUUGCCCAGCGGCCCUCCACCAGCCUGUCAUCUACAAAGACCUCUUGGUUUCUCUUGGACAGGCCCAGAUUUGCAUGUGUUCAUGGACAUGUCAUUGAGUCCGUCCUGAGUUUCGCUAUCAACAUUCCCAUACUUUGCUCAUUAGAAAUAAUCCACCCUUGGGUGGAGCAGCGGCUGAACACAGAAGCUGAAGUACUGCAAGGAUAAGUUUUACAGCAGGCAGUGAGUCUCUUCUCAGAACCUCUUUCGAAGAGGUAAGGUCUGAAUACUCAAAAAAGUUGCACACCGAUGUAAAUUACUCUUCAGCGUUCAGAAAUAAAGAUAAUUUUCCAUGAAA
Molecule: messenger RNA, 2130 nt
Organism: Lagopus muta (rock ptarmigan)
Lineage: Eukaryota; Metazoa; Chordata; Aves; Galliformes; Phasianidae
Gene: ZBTB8A
Product: zinc finger and BTB domain containing 8A
Exons: 4
Coding region: 310-1743 (477 amino acids)
Biological process (GO): regulation of transcription by RNA polymerase II
Molecular function (GO): RNA polymerase II cis-regulatory region sequence-specific DNA binding; protein binding; DNA-binding transcription factor activity, RNA polymerase II-specific
Source: RefSeq, a predicted model, not a curated record